AUGCGGGUGCUAAACAUAGCGAAUAACGAUGAUUGCAUAAAGUACAUUGUGUGUAAGCAUGGGAGGCCCGAUUUUAUGUGGACCGUUGAAUUUUGUCAAGAAGAAAUGAUCUUCAUGUGUACCUGUUUAAGAAUAGAGUCAUUUGGAAUUCUUUGCGAACAUAUUGUGAAAGUUCUAGAUGAAAGAGACAUUUGUGAGAUUUCCUGGUCAUUGGUAUUGGAUAGAUGGACAAAAAAGGUGAAAUCAGCACUCAAUGAUGCAAGUGGGUUCACCAGGGAUGCUGUUGUUAUUAGUCGUCAAAGUGCCUUGAUGGAAUUUUCUAAACAAUUGGCUGUUGUUGCUACUAAAGUCCCAAAGAGAUAUGAAGAGACACGUGACAUAAUUAUAGGAUUGUACUCAUCUUACAAGGCUGCAAAUGAAGGCAUUAAUCAACCUCAGUCAAGUGUAGCUAAAAGUAGCAAUCUGUAUAUGCAUCAAACCAAUAUAGGCUCAGGACAACCAUCUAAGAAGAAGCGGCAACGUUGUAAUGUUUGUCAAAUGGAAGGACAUAAGAAGACAACAUGUCCUUGA
This is a messenger RNA of Arachis stenosperma, 570 nucleotides long. Its product is annotated as protein FAR1-RELATED SEQUENCE 9-like. Gene Ontology annotation, molecular function: zinc ion binding. The transcript has a single exon. The coding region runs from base 1 to 570 and encodes 189 amino acids. Lineage: Eukaryota; Viridiplantae; Streptophyta; Magnoliopsida; Fabales; Fabaceae. The record is from RefSeq and is a predicted model, not a curated record.